CCGCGCGUCUGGGGCUCUGGGGCAGCCGCGGCCGCCGCGCGCCGCCCUGUUGUACAAGGCCUUUGAGGCUCUGCCCAGCGCACUGCUUCCGGUUGCAUCCGGCGCGGCACCCACGCACUCGUCUGGGAGGGGGACCCUUAUCACAAUCCCUACCCGCGCUAGGCGGCCCUUCUGGGCCCUAGGUCGCGCUCCAGUCAGUUAGUUGGAGCCAAGCUUUAAGAGAGGACGGACCUCAUACCUCCUCGGACGAGCCUCCCAGGACGUGUGUGCUGCUGCCAAGCCGGACCGACUUCUAGCCCCUCCGCCCUUCCGGCUCAGCACCAUGGCGCCCGCCAGGAGGGCCGCCGCGGCCGCCCCCGAGGCCGUGGACAGGGUGCUGCUGCAGAUCGGCAAGCUGGGCAAGUUUCAGGUCGCCAACUUCCUCGUCGUCAACAUGCCCAUCCUGUUCGUGGCGAUCUACAUGAUAGCUUACGUGUUCACGGCUCAGGAUCUCAACUACAGAUGUCUGAUCCCCGAGUGCGAGACGGCGGACGCCGCCGCCUACGCGCCCCCGUGGCUCCCCGAGGCCAUCCCCGUAAACGACGGGAGCCCCGAGGAGUGCGUCCGCUUCGUGCACAACAACAGCAGCAGCGACGGCAACGGCACCUGCAGCGCGGACCUCUUCGACACGACCCGCACCGAGCGAUGCGGCGCCUGGGUCUACGAACCGGGCCAGCGCAACACCAUCCUGAACGAGUGGGACUUGACUUGCGACGACAACAAGUGGAAGCUCGCGCUGGUGGGCUCCAUCGGGUCCUUGGGCGGGAUGGUCGGCAUGCCCCUGGCGGGCUUCUUGUCGGAUAGGUAG
This is a messenger RNA of Frankliniella occidentalis (western flower thrips), 847 nucleotides long. Its product is annotated as organic anion transporter 3-like. NCBI's taxonomy places the organism in Eukaryota, Metazoa, Arthropoda, Insecta, Thysanoptera, Thripidae. Bases 323 to 847 code for a protein of 174 amino acids. The record is from RefSeq and is a predicted model, not a curated record. The transcript is spliced from 4 exons.